AUGGCGGAUGAUGUCAGUGCUGCCGAUGGGCCCGGAGGCCCCGGGGGCCCUGGAAUGGGAGGCAGCGGUGCCUUCCAUGGAGGCUUUGUCAGCGGCGUCCGGGGCCAGGGUGAAAGCCACGGAGCUCGUGGAGGCGAGGCCAAGGGCAAGGAGUGGCUCCCCAUCACUAAGCUGGGCCACCUGGUCAAGGACAUGAAGAUCAGGUCCCUGGAGGAGAUCUGUCUCUUGUCUCUGCACAUCAAAGAACCUGAGAUCAUUGACGUUUUCUUGGGCGCAUCCCUCAAGGACGAGGUUUUGAAGAUCACGCCUGUGCAAAAGCAGGCCCGUGCUGGCCAGUGGACUGGGUUCAAGGCAUUUGUCGCUGUUGGGGAUUACAACGGACAUGUUGGUUUGGGUGUCAAGUGCUCUAAGGAGGUAGCCACUGCCAUCCGUGGGGCCGUCAUUCAGGCCAAGCUCUCCAUUGUCCCCGUGCGGCAAGACUCCUGGGGGAAUAAGCUUGGCAAGCCCCGUACCGUCCCUUGCAAGGUGACUGGCCGCUGUGGCUCUGUGCUGGUGCGCCUCAUGCCUGCCCCCAGGGGCACUGGCAUCAUCUCAGCCCCUGUGCCCAAGAAGCUACUGAUGAUGGCUGGAAUUGAUGACCGCUACACCUCUGCCAGGGGCUGCACCGCCAUGCUGGGCAACUUCGCCAAGACCACUUUCGAUGCCAUUUCCAAGACCUACAGUUAUCUCACUCCUGAUCUCUGGAAAGAGACGGUGUUCACCAAGUCUCCGUAUCAGGAAUUCACUGACCAUCUUGUAAAGACCCACAUCAGAGUUUCCACGCAGAGGACCCAGGCUCCAGCUGUAGCCACAACAUAGUUUUCUAUGAGAAAAAUAAAGUGAAUGAAGCCAGUUUAAAAAAAAAAA
Messenger RNA from Orcinus orca (killer whale), 906 nucleotides. RefSeq names its product 40S ribosomal protein S2-like. Gene Ontology annotation, biological process: translation. Gene Ontology annotation, cellular component: ribosome; cytosolic small ribosomal subunit. Lineage: Eukaryota; Metazoa; Chordata; Mammalia; Artiodactyla; Delphinidae. The record is from RefSeq and is a predicted model, not a curated record. Gene Ontology annotation, molecular function: RNA binding; structural constituent of ribosome.